Messenger RNA from Chrysemys picta bellii (western painted turtle), 3425 nucleotides. The record is from RefSeq and is a predicted model, not a curated record. Lineage: Eukaryota; Metazoa; Chordata; Testudines; Emydidae.
CCCAUAGAAAUAAAGGCCUGGCCGGGACGAGGGAAGCCGGGAACAGCCAGCUCCACUGGCACGUCCCCUCACCCCCUUCGAAGGCAUAGUCAUCGCCACCACUUGGAGCUGAGGGAUUCGGAUGAAGCAGGACAUCCACUAUCCUUCUGUUACAUGCAACAAAGCCAGCUGGCUAAAUGCGUGUCCCGGCCUCAGGCGUUCCCUGGAGCGAGGGACUCUCAGGACGGCACUCGUGGGGAGCAGAACUACAGAACUGGCUGCACCGUGGCUUCUGGGUGCGUGGCUCUUGCCUGCACAUUUUGGAGCUCUCUGCUCUACAUUUAGGCCAAUGUUUUAAAGCCUAAAGUUACACACCUGACACCAUAUUGGAGGUAAACUGGCCAGGGACACACCCAAGGCUGCUGUGACUGACCCUGAGAUCGUGGGAAGGGAAAACCUGAGCCUGACGCAUCUCGGGGUGCAUGCAAGGAGCUGUUGUGUCUCUGUAUUGCUUCUGAACUCCUCCUGCAGCCUUGGCAGCAGGCCUAGCUCAUUUGCGGUCUUUCCUUCCCCUGGCUCCUCCAUGCCCUUCCAACAGCUUGAAUGUGACGCCAUCCAGCGGCAGGGGCGGGGGUAUGAGAACACAGAGACAAAGCAAACGCGAUUGCCCUGCUUAAGCCCUCAGAUAAUUGCUGAAGUCAUUUCGCCCAUCGUCAAGGUGUUCCGAUAGCUUGGUAUUUAAGCUGCCUGUUGGAAAAGAACGCUCGCUUAUCUCUGCGUGUAACGCUCCCUGGGAUCGAAAAGCUCAGGAACUUAGCAGCCCAAAUAUGAAGCAGCAUGUUUUCCAUGUGAGCUCAAGUCCUGGGACGAAGGCACUUAGCAGAAAUGGCAUUUACGAAAACAGAGAGAAUAUUUUCCUUUUCUUCUUGCUGUAUCACGGUGUGCCAGGCCCCCCCAGUUCAGAUAACCUUGUUUCCUGAGCAGGCUGGCUUUGCUCUCUGACAGACACAUUUACACUGCUUAUCGGGGCUUUGGCUUUAACCCCGCCUUCCUGCCCCAUAUAAACAGAAGGGGGAAAGACGGGAGUUUCAGUUCUUCAUCCAGGUGCCCCAAGAACUGAAGACCAUCGCAGAAUUAACUCUCUUGAAAAGCAGGCUCUCAAUGGAUUGGGCAAGUCCACUUGCUCUUCACCCUAUAGCUUUCUACCAGCUGGUUGCAUUUCCAUUUGCCGUUUCCUUUCACUAUCUCUGCACCUCUGGGUCUCUCUCGCUAAAUGCCAGGUAUGCGUUCAUGUUUGCUUUAAUUCCAUGCUCAUGGUAUGCCUUGCUCCUAGUGGGAGGCUGCCUUCUCGCGUGUGCUGCCAUGGGAUGGUACGCCCUGCUGCUCUUCAUCCCCACCUUCUGCUCCGUGGCCAUUUUCCACUCAGUCGGCCCACUGCAGGUCCACACAUGGGCAUUCGUGCUCCAGAUGUCCUGGCAGACUCUCUGCCACCUGGGCCUGCACUAUAGAGAACAUUAUCUGCAAGGAGCCCCGUGCAUCAGGUUGACAAUCGCCCUCUCGUCGCUCAUGCUGCAGACGCAGAAGGUCACAUCGCUGGCUCUGGAUAUCCACAAAGGGAAGGUGACUAUGGCAGCUGAGUGGGGGGAUGGGAGGGAGUCACUGCUGCGGGCGCUGCCUCUAUGCAGUUACCUGCUCUUUUUCCCUGCCCUGCUGGGAGGCCCGCUAUGCUCCUUUCGGAGAUUUCAGGACCAGAUCCAGGGCUCAUGCGCUUCACGCCCCACACCUCCCUGGAAGGCUGCAGGCCAGAAAUGCCUCCGUGCCCUGGCUCUGCACCUGCUGAGAACGGCUGUGAGGAGCUGCGUGGCCCCGCUGGCCCGCAUGACGGACUGCACCGGCUUUGGCUGCGUGUUCGUCAUGUGGCGUUCCGCCUUGCUCUUCAAACUGGCUUAUUACUCCCAGUGGGUGCUCGACGAGGCUCUCCUCAGCGCAGCGGGCUUUGGGCUGGAGCUUGGCCAUGCCCCCGGUGCAGAGGCUGGCUGCGGUGACCUCUCUGAUGCAGACAUAUGGACCUUGGAGACCACCAACAGAAUAGCCCUCUUCACCAGGACCUGGAACAAGAGCACUUCCCGGUGGCUGAGGAGACUCGUCUUCCAGCGCAGCCCGGCCCAGCCCCUCUUGGCCACCUUUGCCUUCUCGGCCUGGUGGCACGGGCUCCACCCAGGGCAAGUGUUUGGCUUCUUGUGCUGGGCAGCGAUGGUGGAGGCCGAUUACCGGAUUCACCCUUUUCUCCGUUCACUUGCCAAGUCCUGGCACACCAAGGUGCUAUAUCAGGCCCUGACCUGGGUCCAGACCCAGAUGAUCAUUGCGUACAUCACGGUUGCGGUGGAGAUGAGGAGCUUCUCUGCGCUCUGGCUGCUGGGCGCCUCCUACAACAGCUUCUUCCCUCUCCUGUACGGUGUUUCACUGCUGUGGCUGGUCGCGAGAGCCAAAGAAAAAUGUGUCUGACCCACACUAUUCUCCCUCCCACACACACACUAUUCACCAGGAGCCAUAGAGCGUAGGAGAGAUGGAGAUUGCCCCCUUGGUAGGGAGAGGUUUUCUCUAGGUCUAGGUAUGCCCCUAGUCCCCCUAAACCCAUCAUCUCAUCACAUAAGAUAGACUCUCACAUUCUAAGGCCAGGAGGGACCAUUAGAUCACCCAGUCUGACCUGCUCCAUAGCACACACCAGAGAACCUCACCCAGUGAUUCCUGCAUCCGGCAAAUAACCCAGGGUUGGAUCAGAGGGUAUCUUUUAGAAGAAGACAUCCUGUCUUGCUUAAAGGGUCCAAGUGAUGAAGAAUUUAGCAUAGAAUCAUAGAAUCGCAGGGUUGGAAGGGACCUCAGGAGGUCAUCUAGUCCAACCCCCUGCUCAAAGCAGGACCAAUCCCCAACUAAAUCAAAACAUGUCCCUAGGUAAUCUGUGACGUUGAUCAGACACCCUGACAGUUAGAUAUUUGCAUCUUAUUUCCAUUUUGAACUUUGUUGUCUUCACCUUCCAGCCAUUGGCCCUUGCUAGAGGGGACAGAUGGGGAUUGGGGGAGGAGUGUCCAUAUUGUCCUUUCAUUUGAACCAGUCCUCAUAUGGCAAGAUUCAGUUUCAUUUAUGUGAGUGGAGCAGGUCUGCUAAAUAGUUCGUGAAGAAUGAAGUACCCCCAGGCCCGGGGUGUCUGAGCAAGGGGGCGUUAUUAGCAGAUAGGCCUCCCAAAAAAGACCCACUGAUAACUUUGGGCACAUCUACACUGCAAAAAAUCACCCAUGGCAGCGAGCCUCAGAAGCCAGGUCUCCAGACUCAGGUUCACGGGGCUUGCGCUGUGGUGCUAAAAAUAGCAGUGUAGCUGUUUCUGCUUGGGCUGGUGCCCGGGCUCUGAAACCAGGCAAAAGGGGUGGGUCUCAGACCCCGAGCUCCAG